AUGCCAAGACAAUCGAUCAAGAAGGUCGAUGCUACCUCGAAGGAACCAGAUCCCAUAGAUGGCGCCGCAAUCCCAGUUCCAUGCGGGCACGUCUUCGACCUUGCUUGCAUUACCCACCUCUUCCAGUCCUCAGUCCGUGACGACUCCCUGUAUCCACCACGAUGCUGUCACAGAAACAUACCCUUCACAAAAGUACGACGCUACGUCAGUCAAGCUUUAAUUGCAGACUUUCGGCUCAAAGGUCGAGAGAAGAAAACGAUGCAUCGGGUGUAUUGCUCAUCGCCAUCCUGCAAUCGCUUUCUUGGUGCGCUCCACCAAAAGUCGUCACGAAAAGUGUACGAUUGCCCAGCCCCAAGUUGUUCCACCCGUACGUGUGGAAAAUGCCGUACAAAGUACGAAGGGGUUGGGAAUCACAACUGCGUUAUUGAUGCAGCAACGCAACAAGUGCUUGAUAUCGCUCAAGCAUCAGGCUGGGCAAGAUGCCCAGGAUGCUCCCAUUUGAUAGAGAAGAUCGCUGGCUGUAAUCAUAUGGUUUGUCGUUGUGGAACAACGUUCGAUUACGCCUGCAAGUAA
This is a messenger RNA of Suillus plorans, 573 nucleotides long. RefSeq lists its product as uncharacterized. Gene Ontology annotation, biological process: protein polyubiquitination; positive regulation of proteasomal ubiquitin-dependent protein catabolic process; ubiquitin-dependent protein catabolic process. NCBI's taxonomy places the organism in Eukaryota, Fungi, Basidiomycota, Agaricomycetes, Boletales, Suillaceae. The transcript has 2 exons. The record is from RefSeq and is a predicted model, not a curated record. Gene Ontology annotation, molecular function: ubiquitin protein ligase activity; ubiquitin conjugating enzyme binding. Gene Ontology annotation, cellular component: cytoplasm; ubiquitin ligase complex. Bases 1 to 573 code for a protein of 190 amino acids.